Aspergillus versicolor CBS 583.65 is the source of this 679-nucleotide messenger RNA. RefSeq lists its product as uncharacterized. Lineage: Eukaryota; Fungi; Ascomycota; Eurotiomycetes; Eurotiales; Aspergillaceae. The transcript has a single exon. The record is from RefSeq and is a predicted model, not a curated record. The coding region runs from base 35 to 475 and encodes 146 amino acids.
GUCGCAACCCGAAUGUUAGAUCUACGAACCGGGAAUGAAUUGUCGUACCGGCCUUCCCACGACAUUGGAAGAUCAUAGCAACCAUAAAGCGACAAGACACUCUUAUUUGCCCGACGAACCUUUCGCAUCUCUUUCUCGACGGAGAGCUCGCCCGUUCCUGCACCAAUAUGUAGUAGGAUGCCGCAUGGGACAACACCGACCAACACGACGGAGGCCCGAGAAAACCCCCGAGCCACCUACUACGCGUCGAAAACCUGCCGAUAUGCCCGACGGUACGAUGGACGCGUCCUACAAGCUCUGCCCCUCAUAUGGGUCAAAAGAGGAAAUGAACGAGCAUCGACAUCAAGGAGAGUACGGUACACGGGCGCGACUGCCGAUUCAUGGCCGGGCGAUAGCCACACUCGCCCCACAAAAGGUUGCAAUGCCUACCGGGGACACAGUUCAACGUUGGUUGAAAUUCCCAGGACAUUGUUGAAAGUUCAGCGCCUAGGACAGUAUCUACAUAGGUAAAGGUAAGCAUUGUUUGACAGGUUGAACUUCAACCAACGCCGAGGGUUUCUCUGCUCCGGGAUUCUACUAAUGUUAUGAGAACAUCAACCAACGCUGAGCUGUAUGCCCCUGCCGACCAAUAUAGCUAAGACAACCGUGACAACAAUGUGACGACGUGGGAAAGUGAGGG